Messenger RNA from Diatraea saccharalis (sugarcane borer), 714 nucleotides. NCBI's taxonomy places the organism in Eukaryota, Metazoa, Arthropoda, Insecta, Lepidoptera, Crambidae. The record is from the annotation of a GenBank genome assembly.
AUGUUACAAGAGUUACAACUCGUUCAAGGUCAGACGAACUACGUGGUCGUCUCAUCUGGCUACCCUUCAGCUACCGUAUCGAAGGCGCCCGUUGAUAAAAGGAACGUACCUAUAGCACCCGCACCUGAAAAGAAUUAUGUUACGCACGAUACGCCACCCAGUCUACAAUACAGAAAAAAGGUUCAUUUCAGAACAAACCCAUAUACUGGCCCUCAGGCCGCGUCGAUUGCGAGACGAAAUGCCCGCGAACGAAAUCGCGUGAAGCAAGUUAACGAUGGAUUUAAUGCGCUCCGCCGUCACCUGCCGGCUUCCGUAGUGGCCGCGUUAUCAGGCGGUGCUAGACGUGGUUCUGGGAAGAAACUUAGUAAAGUUGACACAUUGAGAAUGGUGGUCGAAUACAUCAGAUACUUACAGCAACUGCUGGAUGAAAGCGAUGCUGCUUUGGGAAUUACACGUGAUCAAGAAAAUAGAGAAAAUAUUCCAAGUAACUCAGCUCAGACGAUGACUUCUAUAGAUAUGGACGAUGGAUUCUUCUAUGGUAGUAGUUCACCUUGUUCUGAUAAGCCGGAUUCCCCUGCGCCAUCUGAAUGUUCAUCGGGUGUGUCAUCGGCGUAUUCAGCGGUAGACCGCUAUGAAGUCUCCACACAACAACACCUUGGCUCUAUGGAUGAAGAUGAGCUUCUAGACGUCAUUUCAUGGUGGCAACAGAAAUAG